GCGGCGCAAAAGGGAGAGCAAAACCGGCAUAACUGGCAGACGGUGGCGGACUGGAUUCACAAUCUCCCCAAAGUAGAAGGCGCAGAAGACCCAGAGAGGGUCAAGUUCCAGUUGGCUGAGUUUCUCGCCACUGGUCUGGGGGAUCCCCAACCGCUGUGUGACCAGGUGGAGCGUUUCGCCCGCCAGGCCAAGGCUAAAGAAUACGACGAGGACAAGGCCCAAUACCAAGCGUGGUUGGAAGAAGCCCAGGCUGGAAGUAUGAGACCUCUGUUCCGUACAGUUAAAAGCCAUGAGGCGACCACGGUCAGGCCUUUCGGGCACGUGGAACCUGGUCUGCGGCCUUUCCUUCGGUUUAUCCAGUGGCAGGAAAUUUGGGGCGCGACGGACAGUGCCAUCGAAAAGGUGAUGCUGUUAUCACAGCAACAGGCCAAGGAGGAAGCGAAGGAGCUAAAGGCCUUAACGGGACAAGACUACCUCCGCAAGUUCCGGAAACUACCCAAUAAGGCCCCGGGUCCGGACGGCUGGACUGUACAAGUCCUGAGAGCCCUUCCGCUCCAGGCCUGCGAGUGGAUCGCCGAAGUAUGCCGGAAAGUCGAAUUGACAGGGGAGGCCCCAGCCCAAUGGACCGUCUCCCUGGUGGUCUUGAUGGCCAAGAAGCCGCAAAUCGAGCGUCCAAUAGCCUUGUGUCACGUUGUCUACAAGGCCUGGGUGAAAGCCAGGUAUUAUCUGGUAGAGCGUUGGCUGGAAGGCUUCGCUGACAAGGCGCCAUGGGACGCUGCCCGCAAGGGCAGCUCCUGUCUCGAUGUCUAUCGCGGUUGCAGGCUGCUUUCAGCGGAGAAUAAGAUUUCUCCAGGAGCCUUCGCGGGCCAGGGUAUCCUAGCCGGAUGCCCAAUCGCCCCGGCUCUAAGUAAGCUUGCUCUCUACGACUGUUGCCAGCGUGCCCACGACAGCCAGUACGCUGACACCAUCAGCGUAUGGUUGGACGACAUUUCCGGGGAUGUCGAGAGCAAGUACCCGAAGGCGACGGCGGCCAGGAUCUACAAAUUCUAUUCACUGCUCAAGGAAGAACUGG
Molecule: messenger RNA, 1072 nt
Organism: Symbiodinium pilosum
Lineage: Eukaryota; Dinophyceae; Suessiales; Symbiodiniaceae
Source: the annotation of a GenBank genome assembly